This is a messenger RNA of Pelmatolapia mariae (spotted tilapia), 636 nucleotides long. It is a transcript of the gene nanos2, whose product is annotated as nanos homolog 2. The record is from RefSeq and is a predicted model, not a curated record. The transcript has 2 exons. Gene Ontology annotation, molecular function: zinc ion binding; mRNA binding. Gene Ontology annotation, cellular component: perinuclear region of cytoplasm. The coding region runs from base 1 to 636 and encodes 211 amino acids. Lineage: Eukaryota; Metazoa; Chordata; Actinopteri; Cichliformes; Cichlidae. Gene Ontology annotation, biological process: oogenesis; negative regulation of translation.
AUGACCACAAUGCCGAGACGACUGGAGGUCCAGAGCUCGAUCCUCCCCGGUGGGGACUGCUUUAACAUGUGGCACGACUACAUGAAUCUGAGCCAAGUUUUUGAGAGACUGUGCAGCAACCGUGAGGUUGAAAACGGAGACAUCGAGCGUCCAAAGAAGGGACAAGCGCCCCCCUGGAGUAAGGUCCACACUUCCACUCGGGGGAAGAAAUCCUCCAAAAAUUCAUCGCAGUCCAGUCCGACCAGCAGCGCGUCGGACACCAGCAGCAGCGCGUCAUCCUCGGACUACUGCCGCUUCUGCAAGCAGAACGGGGAGACUCCGAGGGUGUACCGAUCUCACAAGCUCAAAUCAGACGACGGGAAAGUUUUCUGCCCCAUCCUCCGGAACUACACUUGCCCUGUCUGCGAAGCCACCGGUGACAGCGCUCACACUCGCAGGUACUGCCCGCAGGUGAAGUGGGAGGCGGCUGGGAGGAUGCAGACGGGGGUCAAGUUCUGUCUGCAGCAAGGAGCCCUCAUCCAUCACAUCUGUGGAGCCCCGAGCCGGGGUGAGCGCUCUCGCUCGCCAGUACGCGCAGGCUCAACGGGAGAAAACUGCGCCAGCUUUGAGGGUGUCCCAAGUUCUGCCAGCUGCUGA